Molecule: messenger RNA, 6420 nt
Organism: Mustela lutreola (European mink)
Lineage: Eukaryota; Metazoa; Chordata; Mammalia; Carnivora; Mustelidae
Gene: SLTM
Product: SAFB like transcription modulator
Exons: 21
Coding region: 112-3138 (1008 amino acids)
Biological process (GO): regulation of mRNA processing; regulation of transcription by RNA polymerase II
Cellular component (GO): nucleus
Molecular function (GO): RNA binding; sequence-specific DNA binding
Source: RefSeq, a predicted model, not a curated record
GUGCGCAGCGCUGCGCGGCGCCGGCGGCCGCCGAGGCCUGGGUCGAAGUUGGCGCUGCUGCCGCCGCCCUGCAGCCCACUCGCUGCCUCGGCAGCGCGCUGCUCUUCUAAAAUGGCUGCCGCUACCGGUGCUGUGGCAGCCUCGGCCGCCUCGGGUCAGGCGGAAGGUAAAAAGAUCACAGAUCUGCGGGUCAUCGAUCUCAAGUCCGAGCUGAAGCGGCGGAACUUAGACAUCACCGGAGUGAAGACUGUGCUCGUUUCCCGACUCAAGCAGGCUAUUGAAGAGGAAGGAGGCGAUCCAGAUAAUAUUGAAUUAACUGUUUCAACUGAUACUCCAAACAAGAAACCAACCAAAGGCAAAGCCCAUUUUCCUUCUUUCGCAGGUAAAAAACAGGAAGCAGAUGAGUUGAGUGGAGAUGCUUCUGUGGAAGAUGAUGCUUUUGUCAAGGACUGUGAAUUGGAGAAUCAAGAGGCACAUGAACAAGAUGGAAUUGAUGAACUAAAGGACUCUGAAGAAUUUGGUGAAAAUGAAGAAGAAACUGUACAUUCCAAGGAGUCACUUUCUACAGAAGAGAACAAGAGAACUCAUGAAUUAAUAGAGGCAGAAGCAAUAGAAGAUAUAGAAAAAGAGGACAUCGAAAGUCAGGAAAUUGAAGCUCAAGAAGGUGAAGAUGAUACCUUUCUAACAGCCCAAGAUGGUGAGGAAGAAGAAAAUGAGAAAGAUAUAGCAGGUUCUGGUGAUGGUACACAAGAAGUAUCUAAACCUCUUCCUUCAGAAGGGAACCUAGCUGAGGCUGAUCACACAGCUCACGAAGAGAUGGAAGCUAAUGCGCCUGUGAAAGAAGCUGAGGAUGACAACAUCUCGGUCACAAUCCAGGCUGAAGAUGCCAUCACUCUGGAUUUUGAUGGUGAUGACCUCCUAGAAACAGGUAAAAAUGUGAAAAUUACAGAUUCUGAAGCAAGUAAGCCAAAAGAUGGGCAGGACGCCAUUGCACAGAGCCCGGAGAAGGAAAGCAAGGAUUAUGAGAUGAAUGCGAACCAUAAAGAUGGUAAGAAGGAAGACUGCGUGAAGGGUGAUCCUGUCGAGAAGGAAGCCAGAGAAAGUUCUAAGAAAGCAGAAUCUGGAGACAAAGAAAAGGAUACUUUGAAGAAAGGGCCCUCGUCUACUGGGGCCUCUGGUCAAGCAAAGAGCUCUUCAAAGGAAUCUAAAGACAGCAAGACAUCAUCCAAAGAUGACAAAGGAAGUACAAGUAGUACUAGUGGUAGCAGUGGAAGCUCAACUAAAAAUAUCUGGGUUAGUGGACUUUCUUCUAAUACCAAAGCUGCUGACUUGAAGAACCUCUUUGGCAAAUAUGGAAAGGUUCUAAGUGCAAAGGUAGUUACAAAUGCUCGAAGUCCUGGGGCAAAGUGCUAUGGCAUUGUAACUAUGUCUUCAAGCACAGAGGUGUCCAGAUGUAUUGCCCAUCUUCAUCGCACUGAGCUGCACGGACAGCUGAUUUCUGUUGAAAAAGUUAAAGGUGAUCCUUCUAAGAAAGAACUGAAGAAAGAAAAUGAUGAAAAGAGUAGUUCAAGAGGUUCUGGAGACAAAAAAAAUAUGAGUGAUAGAAGUAGCAAGACACAAGCCUCUGUCAAAAAGGAAGAGAAAAGGUCAUCUGAGAAGUGUGAAAAAAAAGAAGGCAAGGAGCCUAAGAAAAUAGAAGGUAAAGACGAGAAGAAUGAUAAUGGAUCAAGUGGCCAAACUUCAGAAUCGAUUAAAAAAAGUGAAGAAAAGAAGCGAAUAAGUUCCAAGAGUCCAGGACAUAUGGUAAUACUGGACCAAACUAAAGGAGAUCAUUGUAGGCCAUCAAGAAGAGGAAGAUAUGAGAAAAUUCAUGGAAGGAGCAAGGAAAAGGAGAGAGCUAGCCUAGAUAAAAAAAGGGACAAAGACUAUAGAAGGAAAGACAUCUUGCCUUUUGAAAAGAUGAAGGAACAAAGACUAAGAGAGCAUUUAGUUCGCUUUGAGAGAUUGCGACGAGCAAUGGAACUUCGAAGACGAAGAGAGAUUGCAGAAAGAGAGCGUCGAGAGCGAGAACGCAUUAGAAUAAUUCGCGAACGGGAAGAACGGGAACGCUUACAGAGAGAGAGAGAGCGCCUAGAAAUUGAAAGGCAAAAACUAGAGAGAGAGAGAAUGGAACGCGAACGCUUGGAAAGGGAACGCAUUCGUAUUGAACAGGAACGUCGUAAGGAAGCCGAACGUAUUGCUCGAGAACGAGAGGAGCUGAGAAGGCAACAGCAGCAGCUUCGUUAUGAACAAGAGAAAAGGAAUUCUUUGAAACGCCCACGUGAUGUAGAUCAUAGGCGAGAUGAUCCUUACUGGAGCGAGAGUAAAAAGUUGUCUCUAGAUACAGAUGCACGAUUCAGCCAUGGAUCUGACUAUUCUCGCCAGCAAAACAGAUUUAAUGACUUUGAUCACCGAGAGAGGGGCAGGUUUCCUGAGAGUUCAGCAGUACAGUCUUCAUCUUUUGAAAGGCGAGAACGCUUUGUUGGUCAAAGUGAAGGGAAAAAAACACGUCCUACUGCACGAAGAGAAGAUCCGGGUUUUGAAAGGUAUCCCAAAAAUUUCAGUGAUUCCAGAAGAAAUGAGCCUCCACCACCAAGAAAUGAACUUAGGGAAACGGACAGGCGAGAAGUCCGGGGAGAACGAGACGAGAGGAGAACCGUGAUCAUCCAUGACAGGCCUGAUAUCACUCACCCUAGACAUCCUCGAGAAGCAGGGCCGAAUCCAUCCAGACCCGCCACCUGGAAAAGUGACGGCAGCAUGUCCGCAGACAAACGGGAAACAAGAGUUGAAAGGCCGGAACGAUCUGGGAGGGAAGUUUCAGGACACAGUGUGAGGGGCGCGCCCCCUGGCAAUCGCAGUAAUGCGUCAGGCUACGGAAACAGAGAGGGAGACAGGGGCGUGAUCACGGACCGAGGAAGUGGAACACAGCACUACCCUGAGGAACGACAUGUGGUUGAACGCCAUGGACGGGACACAAGUGGACCAAGGAAAGAGUGGCAUGGUCCACCUUCUCAAGGGCCUGGCUAUCACGAUGCAAGGCGAAUGGGUGAUGGCCGGACAGGAGCAGGCAUGAUAAGCCAACACAUGAGUGCAGCAUAGAGUGCUGGCCCCACAGCCCAGAGGUUGACGGACAGAUGGAAACUUCUUUGCUACAGAUUUGCCAUUUCCCAUAUGGAGAAAGCCAUGGUUUUCAGUUUCUCUAUUUGGAAAAUGGAGGAGAGAGACACGGCCUGCUCCUAAAUGGCUCUUUCCUUCCCAGGCUUCCCAGUCCACCUCCGAGGGAUUUGGGUUGGGACUUAGAGCUCUAGGAGCCACUUCUUGGGACAGUGCAGUGAGCCUCUUGGCUGAAGUAUCAGUGCCCUGGCCUCUGUUACACAGUGGAACUUCCUAAAACCCAAACACACGGUCUAGGAGUCUUGCCUCAUUCAAGCCAUUGGGUAACCUUGGGAGGUUAUGCUGGGGGGUUGGCGUGGGGGUACAGGGAUAGGAUAUUCCUUCCCUAGCCUGUUCCUUGCAUUUAAUGGUUGCUUAAAGAUUUUCUACUUAUCACUGGUUACAGCAAUUUGGUUAUGACGUAUUUUGGUGUGUAUUUUCUACUUGUGGUUUGUUGUUUUAAUCAAAUUGGAAAUUCUGGCCCUUUUUCCCCCCUAUCUUGUUUUUACACUCUCUUACUCUAAGACUUCGUUUACAUGUAGUUUUGACUUCCCUCAGAAGUCACUGAGCUUUCUUUAUUUUUAUUUUUUUAAUUCAUUUUAUCUUUGCGCUUUCAUGUUUACCAGUCUUUUCUUUCUUUCUUUUUUAAGAUUUUAUUUAUUUUAUUUGACAAAGACAGACAGAGUGGGAGGGGCAGAGGGAGACGCAGACUCCCCGCCGAGCAGGGAGAACGAUGCUGGGCUUGAGCCCAGCACCCUGGGAUCAUGACCCGAGCUAAAAGCAGACGCGAAACUGACUGAGCCACCCAGACGCUCCUACCAGUCUUUUCUACUGCUAUGUCUAUCCACUGUUAAUCUUAUCAUGUGAAAGUUUUAUUUCAUACAUUUUUUUUUUAAGAUUUUAUUUAUUUAUUUGACAGAGAUCACAAGUAGAGAGGCAGGCAGAGAGAGGAAGGGAAGCAGGCUUCCUGCUGAGCAGAGAGCCUGACGUGGGGCUCCAUCCCAGAACCCUAGGAUCAGGGCCUGAGCCGAAGGCAGAGGCUUUAACCCACUGAGCCACCCAGGCGCCCCUCAUACAUUGUUUUUUAAUCUCUGUGGGUUUUUAAAAAAUGAGUUUGAUUUCCCUCUUCAUUAUAUCGUUUGCCUUUGAAUGUAUGAUUACAGUUCCUGUCUGCUAAUGUAACAUUUCUUACCAUUUCUUUUAUUUGAAUUUUCUCCUGGUUGGGGAUCAUCUUGGGUUCUGGCAUCUCUAACAACUUUUUAUUGGAUACUGGGCAUUAUGAUUACUAUGUUGUUGAAUGUCCAGAUUUUGUUGUUUCCCUUCAAGAAGUGAAGGCAUUUAAGUUAUUUGUUGAUCAGUUUGACAGAUUUGAGCCUUGUUUAUAGAUUCUUAUGGUGAAACUAGAAUAGAUUUCAUUUAAGAGAUAGUUCAGUCAUAGUCCUGUGGGAUAGCCUUGAUGUGGUUGACAGUGAAUGCCCUAGUUGACCACUCACAGCUCAAGGCUUCAGUUGGUUGAAACUUGAACUUCUUGCCCUGGAUAACUCUGGGAAUUGUUCAGUUUAAAACCCGAUACAGGGAUGCCUGGGUGGCUCAGUUGGUUAAGCAGCUGCCUUCGGCUCAGGUCAUGAUCCCAGGAUCCUGGGAUCGAGUCCCGCAUCGGACUCCUUGCUCGGCAGGGAGCCUGCUUCUCCCUCUGCCUCUGCCUGCCUCUCUGCCUGCCUGUGCUCGCUCACUCUCUCUCCCUCUGUCUCUGACAAAUAAAUGAAAAUCUUUAAAACAAAAACAAAAACAAAAAAAACCCGAUACAUAUUUUUUUGCUCAACCACAUGAGUAGCAUUUCAUAUGUGUUUGGCGUAAUACCAAGCAAAGAUUAAAGGUUAUACGGAGCUCCUUUUCUGUAUAGGUCCCUUCUUCCUAGAGCUCUGUCCUGCAGCCAACUACCCGUCAGUGUCCAUGAACUCCCACCUCAGUCUUUUCAUGCUCAGCGUUCUGGGCUCUAUUUGAGUUUCCCUCCUUCUACCACUGUUAGGAAAAUGCAUCUAGGCAGGAAGAUGGAGCAAUCAAAGAGCUCACUUCUCUCAUUCUCUUCUCUCGGGUAACAGCCCUGCUGUGUCCACUGUCCAUUGUUUGAAACAGUUCCUUUAUGUAUUUUGUCUAGUUUUCUAUUAUGAUGGAACAAAUGUGACCUUUGUUAUUUUAUCCUUUAUUGGUAAAUAGUGACUCAAAAUAAAUUAUACAUAAAUACUUGGUAAAUACUGACUUUUAUCUUUUAUUGAUAAAUAGUGACACACAAUGUCACACAUAAACACUUGGUAAAUAUUGACAUAUACAAGUAUGUAUCUCCAUGAACUGCCACAAUUAUCAAAAUAAAGAACAUCCAUCAUUCCCAAGGUUCCUUUUGCCCCUUACCAUCCAUUCCCAUUCCAUCCUCAUGCAGCCACUGAUCUACUUUUAGUCCAGUAGAUUAGUUUGUAUUUUGUAGAAUUUUAUAGGAGUGGAAUCAUAAAUAUUGAUGCAUUUUUAUCUGGCUGCUUUUACUUACCAUACUUUGUGAUUCAUUCAUAUUGUUGCAUGGAUCAGUAGUUCAUCCCUUUAUAUGGAUGACUAGCUCACCUGGUAAUGAACAUUUGGGUUACUCUCAGUUUUAGGCUCUUUCAAGUUACUCUGAGUAUCUGUGUAGAAAUCUUUGCAUGCACAUAGGCUUUCAUGUCUCUUGGGUAAAUCAGAGUGCAACAGCUGGGUUGUACGGUAGGUGUUUAUGUUUGACUUUUUAAAGAUCGCCAAACUGUUACUCCAAGUCAUUCUUGUCAGCUGUGAGAGUUCCCGUUGUUUCACAUCUUCGCCAACAUUUGAUAUUGCCAGUUAAAAAAAUUUUUUUUCUAGUGGGUGUGUAGUGGUAUCUCAUUAUGGUGUUAAUUUGCAUUUUCCUAUGACUAAAGAUGCUAAGUGUCUUUUCAUGUAUUUAUUUAUUAUCUGUAUGUUUUCUUGGUAAAGUGUCCAUGCUUUUGCAAGUUUUUCAUAUUUUUCCUUAUUGAGUUGUAAGAUUUCUUGAUAUAAUACAUGUCCUUUGUUAAUAUAUAUUUUGGAAGUAUUUUCUCUUCAGUCCUUACCUUGCCUUUUCAUUUUCUUAAGUGUUGUUGGGCGAGCACAAGUUUUAAAUAUUGAUGAAGUCUAAUGUAUUGGCAAUCAUGUUCACAGAUAAGAAAUUAAAUACUGCAAUGUAAUUAC